Messenger RNA from Pedinophyceae sp. YPF-701, 489 nucleotides. The record is from the annotation of a GenBank genome assembly. Lineage: Eukaryota; Viridiplantae; Chlorophyta; Pedinophyceae.
AUGCCGCCGAAGAAGGGGAAGAAGGGGGGGAAGAAGAAGGCCGCGAUCAUCACCGACGAGGAAUUCCUCGCGCCGUUCGGAUUCCGCGUCGGGGACAUGAUCGUCACUCCUCUGGGCGCCAUUUGCGAGGUGGUUGGGGUGAAGUGUGACGUGCCCGGCGACAUCAACUCCGGGCGCCUCAUCGUCCAAUACCCCAACAAGCAGCAGAUCCCCCUCGAGCCCCGCGCGAGCAACGGCAACCUCAAGAGCCUCGGGUACUGGCACGCGCCCGAGGCCAUGCGCAUUCAGAACCAAAUCGAGCGCUGGAAGGCGUCCCGCGCGAUCGAGGAGGACCAACUGCGACGCUACGCGCAGGAACAAUUGCUGCGCAUGGAGGCUUUCGCGCUCGAGGGCACCGCGCGCCGCGUGAACGACGCAACCGGCAUGCUUGACCGCCUGCGCGCCGGAGCGACGCGCCCCACCACUGCGCCGGUCGGGGGCCGGUCCUGA